AGAAACUCUAUGGUUUAAACCACAUCAAGCCGAGUCAGUGCCUGCCCAGUGCAAUGUGAUAGAGCCAAGGUAUUCAAGACCCUGGAGAAUGACCCUCUCUUUGCACGCCAGCCUUUUGAUGACAUCACCUUGGAAGAGCACCGUCACUUGUGCUUCCAGCGGAUGAAGCGCAUCUUCGAGUACCAGUUCUACUCACAGGAGGAGUUCUUCCAGAAUCCGUUCCUCUCAUCUGCAUGCAACAACUGCAUCGGGGCCUAUGACUGGUCACUCUCCAUAAAGAAAGUUCUCUGUUUUGAUAUGUUCAUUGGAGCUGUGAGGGGACUGGGCACAAAGAGGCACAUGAGGAUGUUUCAUGAAAUACUCAAGUUUGAGGCAGCUGGAUGUUUUGCACUGACUGAACUCAGCCAUGGAACGAAUACAAGAGCCAUGCGUACAGAGGCAUUAUAUGACCCGAACACACAGGAGUUCAUCUUGAACACUCCUGACAUCGAAGCCAUCAAGGUCUGGUCGGGAAACAUGGGCCAGACGGCUACGGAUGCCAUAGUGUUUGCUCAGUUGCUGACCGCUGAUCGGAAGAACCGGGGCCUGCAUGCUUUCAUUGUUCCCAUCAGGAACCGCAAGACUCUGCUUCCAUUCCCGGGUGUCCUUGUGGGUGACAUGGGUCCCAAGCUGGGCCUCAAUGGCAUCGACAAUGGGUUUCUGUCCUUUCAUGACUACCGCAUACCUCGAGAGAACCUGCUGAAUAGGACUGCAGAUGUGACACCUGAAGGGGAAUACGUCACACCACUGAAGGAUCCAAAAAAGAGGUUUGGAAUGACCCUGGGCUCCCUGUCUAUGGGACGUGUGGCCAUCGUGGGCAUCUGCACCACCAACCUCAUCAAGAGCGUUGUCAUCUCCACCCGGUAUUCAGCUGUGCGUCGCCAGUUCGGUCCAGAGAACCAGGAGGAGUGGCCAGUCAUUGAGUACCAGCUGCAGCAAUGGAGGCUAAUCCCAUUCCUCGCAGCUGCGCAUGUGUUCAACUACUACUCGGCUGCAUUGUACCGAGAGUUUGUCAGCUUCCACAUUGCAGUCCUUUUUGGCGAGAAGUCUCCUGAAGUGUCGGAACAAGGUGUGGAGCUGCACAUCUUGUCAUGCGCUGCCAAGUGCAAAGCAGGCUGGCUGGCCAGGGAUGCGAUACAGGAGAGCCGUGAAGCCUGCGGUGGCCAUGGCUAUCUCAAAGUGUCGGGUCUUGGCGAGCUGCGCAAUGACAACGAUGCCAACUGCACCUACGAGGGAGACAACAACGUGCUUCUGCAGCAAACAAGCAAUGUGCUGCUGUCGUUGGUGCAAGGGCGCAAGACGGGUCAGCCCCUACCAGCCUCCAUGGCAACCAUUCAAUUCCUCAAUGACAUGGAGACUAUUCUGCAGGGCACCCUGGCAGCGACCACUGUUCGUGAGAUGACCGACAUUAAUGUGAUCUUGGCGGCGUAUAAGUGGCUGGUCUGCUACCUGCUGAGGGUAAGCGACGAGAAGUACACAACGCUGGUGUCUCAGGGGGAGGACCAGUUUUCAGCCAAGAACAACACACAAGCCUUCUGCCUCCGCGAACUGGCCCUGGCUUACAUUGAGCACACCAUUGUGGAAAAGUUCCAGAAUUUCAUUGCUGACCUGAAGGACCCUCAACUGUGUGUCGUGCUGCAGCGAAUUAACUCCCUUUUUGCGCUUUGGAGCCUGGAAAAGCGCAUAGGGGACCUCUAUGGUGGUGGAUAUUGCGCAGGCGAAGCUGCCAAGAAUUUGAUGAGAGAAGGCAUCUUGCAGCUGUGCCGUGAGCUGAAGGACGAUGCUGUCACGCUGGCAGACGUCAUUGCUCCGCCCGAUGUCGCCCUCAAUUCUGUUCUUGGCUGCUCGGACGGACAGGUGUACAAGAAGCUGUUCCAGUCAUUUGUUCUUUCUCCGGGAGGCACCCAGCGGGCACCUUGGUGGAAGGAGUUCCUUGACAAACCUGUCAUGGGCUCCCUCAUGGCAAAGCUCUGAGGUGACAUGUUGCCAGGGGCGCAACAUCUUACGAUAUGACGUCUGUGAAUGCAUUCGUAUGCCAGGUCAGCGUUACCAGAUUGUGCUCCCACGCGUACUCUGCAUAUUUGGUGAACAAAGAAACAACGCCACUGAACGGCAGGUUUUACGCAGUACCAGUUGACCUGGUAGGCACCAGGGUAAGAGCUAGUGAGUCUUGGCAGAUGGGUGCCUUACACCAUUCAUUUUAAGCAAGAAUUUCUUUUUAUUCACCAGCUCUUAGUUCACUUGCAGAGAAUGCUAUGGCAUAGGCUGCUUUUUAAUUUUUAUACAGUAUUCAGAGAUGUAACAAGCAUCCACCGCAUCGGCGCAGCAACUUUAGUAUUCUGCUGCCAAGCGUGGUGUUGAGUGUUUUACUCCUGGGUGCCAUGACCACAUUUCGAUGAGAGUUGCAGGCAAAAACAUUUGUGCAUUGAUAUUUGUGUAUACAGCAUAGGCCGCUUAUAAAUUAAGCACCCAGAGUUGCCAAUUUCUGCACUAUAAGCGGUACCACACUAUAACCAAAACAAUGUUUUUCAAAAGCUGUGCACGUGCAAAACAUGUAGACCAAGGAGCUGUGUGUGUCCGGGAAUCGAAGCAUGCAACGAGACAUUAUGCCCCCACUUUUGUCGGCGAGGUGGUUCCUCCACUUUCCAAGUGCAUUAUUAACCUUACAGCCACUGCGAAGCAUUUCAUUGAUUCUAUACUAAACCGCGACGUUGGCUGCUGACUCCCGACGCAACGCCGCUGGUUAGACCUUGUUGGCGGUGGUGUUGGGCAGCAUUCCAUCGCGGGAAGCUCGCCCUUGUGUAUGUUCAUGUCCACAGACAAAUACACGGAGGUCUGCUGCAAGAUGAUGCGCACAGUCUGCACUGAUGGCAGCAUGUGCGAGGCAGGGUUCGUGGGCAAUCAGCCAGCAACUACCGCAAGCGCUUAUAGCUAAAGCUUGUACCUGUGCACACUGGCAAGAAUGGUGAAAGCUCGCAUGUGGUCAACAUUUCGAACUGGUGAAUUUUCAGAACACAGUUUAAUCUGUCAGCGUCGCGCAGUCACGGUCGCACCCGCGAUACCUAAACUUCAAGACAAUGCGCAUCGCGAAUGCGAAAUGCACUCACGGCCUUGACCGAUUUUUCCGUGGCGCUGGAUUUGUUAAAAACAGCAAAUCGAUUUUACUGUCGAAAUUUGUUUUUCUGGCAUGCCCAAUAAUUCAGACAUGUUUGUGACCCCAUUUGUGUCUCGAAAAAAUCAGUUGACGAUUGUACCUACUUUCCGCACACCAAGUGAAGAGCCAAAGAGUGACAAUGUGCAUGCGUUCAUUGCGGACUGUACUCACUUUGGUGCACACACUUUGUGAAAGUCUUAGAAAUUCGCUGUUUGUGAGAGUCAUUGCAAAGACCUUGUGCUUUGCUUUACUUAGCCACUAUACUUGUGCUCAUAUAGGUAAAUUGUAUGAAUUAGAAAAAGUAAACAGCCCAUCCAUGCAUCUUGCUUUGUUGGGAACCGCUGAUAAAGUUGGACUUGCUGGUAGGCUAAGUAGUUGUAGUCGUUUAACAAGAUCACAGCAAUUGUCCUACUAGGGGCAUUAUUGGGUUUUCACUGACUUUUUUCGUUAUGGUGGUGGUGGUUGCUUGGGAAAAAUGUCUGGCAAUAGCUGUUGUGUUGACUGUUUCAGGGAAGAAAUCAAUGGCAAAUGGUCAUAUCACACUGGAGUACAUUGGAGAUUUGUUUGUGGCAAGUUUGGUGCGCAAUGUAUACAGUUCGAACUCAUUUAUAACAUACUCGAUAGUUAGUGGUUGUUAUAUCAGCAAUUUGUUAUAUGUGGACUUGCCCACAAAAACCCUCAAAAAUUAACCCCAGCGACGCUUGCGCUGCAUUUGAGCAGCAUUUGGGUCCGAAAAACAGAUUUUCAGUGUUAUUAUAUUGUUCCCGGUGUGUUCCUGCACCUACCUGCAAAUUUCCAUUUGGAAUGUCCAUCUAAAGAAUGAAAUGCAGCAUCGUAUGCAGUAAAAGCUCGUUAAUUCGAAUUCCACAGGGAUGCUACAAAAGUUUGAAUUAUACAAAAUUUUAACUAACGAAAGUCGGAGAAAAAAAAUCACUCGGUUAAGACGCGUAUAUAGUCUACGUGGUGUGAGCAUGCGCGCACGCACGCUACGUCACACUGGCGUGAAGAACAUCUAUACUUCAAAGCACUGGCACAGUCAACGUAACCGGACGCAACCAGCGCGGCCCGACGUACCCGACGUCGAGAUGGCUCUUGCUCCAUCUGCGCCUUCCGUCGCGCUGACUAGCACAGAGAAAAAAAAGUAUCGCAGUUUCGCCCGAAAAGCGAAACAUCGAUUGCGAUAGCAAAUUAGUAGAUAGCUAUACAAAGUAAGGAUGGUAGUUUUAUCGGCCGUAUAAACUUGUGAACAUUCGCUUACUGUAUAAAUUAACAAGCACAGUGUCACACGCGCACAGGUAAGCAUACGACAGUGACAGCACUAGUCAAAUGUCUUAUGCAGGAAAACAUGUUCCUGCAUAAGACAUUUGGCUAGUGCUGUCAGUGUCGUAUGUGUGCAUCCUAGAAUGUAUCUCGAGAGUGGGAGAAGGGGUUAUGCUUUUGAACCACGUACUCAAAGAGAAUUCUUUUAUGCUCACAGAAAUUUGAUUACAGGGGUUUUGGACUGAUGGCAACAUUCUUGCACGAACAAAUUUUAUCAUGCUGCUAAAUGUGAAGCAGCCUUAACACUUAGAUGAUAUGUCUCAGAAUAAAUUUGUAUCUCCUGA
Dermacentor andersoni is the source of this 4797-nucleotide messenger RNA. RefSeq names its product Acyl-CoA oxidase 3 (gene Acox3). NCBI's taxonomy places the organism in Eukaryota, Metazoa, Arthropoda, Arachnida, Ixodida, Ixodidae. Gene Ontology annotation, molecular function: FAD binding; fatty acid binding; pristanoyl-CoA oxidase activity. Gene Ontology annotation, biological process: lipid homeostasis; fatty acid beta-oxidation using acyl-CoA oxidase. Gene Ontology annotation, cellular component: peroxisome. The record is from RefSeq and is a predicted model, not a curated record.